AUGUUCCUCUUUAACAAAAAUCAGAGGCGUCUCCUAGUCUAUUUCGCGGUUUUCUAUUCUCUUAUCCUUAUCUUUUGCCAUUUCAACUCCUCGCGCGAUCCUGGUUCCUUCUUUUUCCGACCAGAGGAGGGCUAUCGGCCGCAUUACAGCGUCAGGAGAAUUCUAGAGUCGCGGCACUUCAUAUCUCGGUUCAACCAGUCAAGCGCACAACGAAAACAAUCGCUUCAAAGUGUCACUUCAGGAGGACGCGAUCCAACUAUUUGUGCGGGUAUUGUUACCGUAAAGCGCCCCAUAGAGCAGAAUCUCGAUACGACCGUUGGCUCGCUACUCGAUGGUUUAUCGCGGGAGCAGCGCGCAAAUAUCGUGGUUCAUGUGCUCUUUGCGCUCAGCAAUGCUUCCGAUCAUCCAGAUUAUCAGCAACCAUGGGCUUCGAAUGUCAUCGAUCGCAUCCUCACCUACAAGAACUCGGGCGCCGAUGUGGACAAAAUGGAACGAUGGGAGAGGGAGAAUAUGAUAAAGGACAAAUCUCUUAUCGAUUAUCAACUCUCUCUAAAAUCCUGUUACGAGGGCACGAAGGCGCCUUGGAUUUUGUUGCUAGAGGACGACGUGGUAGCACAAAGGGAGUGGUACCGUCAUACCAUGAGAAGCCUGGAGACAAUCAAACACUGGAGGUCUCACGGGAAGAUCAAGGACUGGCUGUACCUGCGCCUCUUCUACACAGAAAAAUUCCUAGGUUGGAAUACGGAGGAGUGGCCCACUUAUCUUAUCUCAAGCCUUGCGGUUAUCUCACUCGUGGCACUGACAGGUGUCUGUGCGAGGCGACGGUCUCGGCAUAUGCAAGGGAUAUUGACGAACUCAUUCCUUGCGGUAGUCUGUCUGCUGUUUGUUCCCCUACUUAUUGGCCUAUAUUUCCUGGCAGGCCGUGUGACAGUGCAGCCCAUGCGGCCCGGCGUCCAUCUCAUGAACAGUCACGGAUGUUGCUCGCAAGCACUUCUGUUUCCUCGAGAAAAAGCGCCCUUGCUGAUCGACCAUCUGGAGAAAAUGCAAAGGACGAGACCGGAGCCCGUGGAUAGUGCCAUCGAGAUUUUGGCCGACCAGGAAGGUUUGGACCGUUGGGCCAUGUCGCCAUCGCAAAUGCAACACGUCGGUGCAGCUUCGUACAAGGAAAAUCGCAAGUCAUAUGGGUUGGAUGGGCCUUAUACCGUCAAAGGCGCGCACGGCGUGUGGAGUAUGAGCUUCGAAAAGGCGUAUCAGCCGCCGUUUGAUCCGGAUGCUUCUUGA
Messenger RNA from Aspergillus viridinutans, 1281 nucleotides. RefSeq lists its product as uncharacterized. Gene Ontology annotation, cellular component: Golgi membrane. The record is from RefSeq and is a predicted model, not a curated record. Gene Ontology annotation, molecular function: glycosyltransferase activity. Bases 1 to 1281 code for a protein of 426 amino acids. Lineage: Eukaryota; Fungi; Ascomycota; Eurotiomycetes; Eurotiales; Aspergillaceae. The transcript has a single exon. Gene Ontology annotation, biological process: GPI anchor biosynthetic process.